Molecule: messenger RNA, 1488 nt
Organism: Papaver somniferum (opium poppy)
Lineage: Eukaryota; Viridiplantae; Streptophyta; Magnoliopsida; Ranunculales; Papaveraceae
Exons: 4
Coding region: 1-1488 (495 amino acids)
Source: RefSeq, a predicted model, not a curated record
AUGGUUGUUGAGAGAGUGGAAGAGAUGUUGGAGUAUGGGUUGUAUGAAUGCAGUUGGUGGUCACAUUGUAUGCUUAUGGAUCGUCAUUUUCUCUGUGUGGUUAUCCGGGAUACCGAUGCGUGUCCAUACCAAGUUACUACGAAGUCAACAAUUGAUGAGUUGAAGGCGCAUGUCUGUUCUUAUUGGAAUAGCAUUUUACCAGACUCAAUUCAGUUUGUAUUUGACUAUGAGGGGAGAAGCAAUGUUGUUGACAGUGAUGUGAAGCUCUGUUCUUUCUUGUCAUUGUGUAUUGUUAACCAGUUGUCUUUUUUGGAGCUUCAUUUAUUUGAACGUGUUUCUCUUCGUGCUCCUGAUUUUGUUCGUGAACCUACUACGAGCGAGGUGAGAGUCGUCAAGAGCAAUCCAGAACGAUAUACGGUCGAAUGUUAUUACAAGAAGAAAUUGGAAUGCGACUGGAUGUUCCAUGCAGCUCCCAAGACUUCCAAUGUGAAGGGUCACUUAUUCCUCAAGGCCUAUAACGGGGAGCAUAAAUGUUGUGCUGGUUAUAGUGAUGGAACAAAGGCUGAUCCGCUUACGCGCGAACUUAUCAAGAGUUUGAUAUUUGAGCAGAUUGAACAUAAUCCCAACAAGAAAGCCAGGGAUAUUGUUAGAGAACUCAAAAGUGAUUAUGGGUUGGAAGUGAGCUACGAUCAGGCGCAUGCCGGGAAAGAAUUAUGUUUCAAGGAAUUGUAUGGCGAGGACAUUAAAUCAUACAUUGACUUGAGAUGGUGGUGUGAAGCCGUGAAGAAACACGAUCCAGGUAGUAGGGAUGAUUUAGUUGUUGAAGGUGGCGAGUUUAAGAGUUUUUUCUUAGCCUUCGAUGCUUGCAUCUCUGGUUUCGAAUAUUGUCGCCCGGUACUGUUCUUGGAUGCAACUUUCCUAACUGGAAAAUUUAGGGGUUGUCUUAUGGCGGCUACCGGGAAGAAGGAGAAUAAUGGAAUAUUUCCUCUGGCAUAUGGUAUCGUAUCAGCUGAAACUGUUGAGAAUUGGCAUUGGUUCUUGAAGAAACUAGAAUCUAUCUUGGGUCCUCGUGUACUAACUUUUAUUUCGGAUCGCCAUGAGGGUUUGAUCCAAGGGAUUCGUGAUGUUUUCCCAACUUUCUAUCAUGCUUGGUGUUACCAGCAUUUGAAGAAUAAUGUCCGCAGUAAGACCAACAAGAAAAAGGGAGAGCAUUGUGCUGCGAUGGGUUUGUUCAAAGAAUGUUUCUAUUCAUCGACUCAUGAAGGAUUUGAUCAGGGUAUGCAAAAGUUGAAGGAUAUGGGAUGUGAUGGUCUUCACAAAUUCUUGAGUGAGAUUCCAGUGGAAUGUUGGUCCAAUGCACAUUGUCUGGGCUGUCAUUACGGCGACAUGUGUUCAAACAUUGCAGAGUCCUUUAACUCUUGGAUCAAGGAAGCAAAAGGUAUGCCUAUUGCAACACUUGUUAACUGGAUCAGACUUAAAAUUAUGUAA